Molecule: messenger RNA, 2569 nt
Organism: Coregonus clupeaformis (lake whitefish)
Lineage: Eukaryota; Metazoa; Chordata; Actinopteri; Salmoniformes; Salmonidae
Product: FAST kinase domain-containing protein 4
Exons: 11
Coding region: 166-2073 (635 amino acids)
Biological process (GO): regulation of mitochondrial mRNA stability; mitochondrial RNA processing
Cellular component (GO): mitochondrial matrix; ribonucleoprotein granule
Molecular function (GO): RNA binding
Source: RefSeq, a predicted model, not a curated record
UUUUCUUGCGUCUGUUUCUGAUAGCUCCAUGUGAAUGUCGCCUGCGUCUUCUAACACUAGCUAUCGAUCUUAUUUAUCAAGGUGUUAGCAUGGUGACUCUGGCUGCUGUGUUGUGAAUAGGUUUCUCGCUGCUCUCUCUGGUAUCGUGCUGCUCUCUAUUCCUCCAUGACCAGCCGUCUGCUGGGCCGAUGUGCCCGUCUCCUCCCCAGGGCCUCCCCCCAGGCCUCAGCCACCGCUGCCCGCCUGCCUACCCCUGCAGCUGGACCAGCAGAGCCACUGUGGGCCCAGGCCUGGCGACAGCCUGUGGGAAGGGGGCUGUGUGACGGCAGGAGUUUUGUCAAAGAUGAGUACCCCAUCGAGCCCAAACGCACCCAACUGGAUGAGCUCUUAGAGAGGGCCCAGUCUCCACAGGAUGUCCUGCAGGCGUGGGUGGCACAAGGAGGAAAGGCCAAUCAGGCGGCUAAGACUCUGGUUCAGCUUGUCAGAUUGGCUGGGAGAGAGAAAGGUGGGGCUAAAAUUGAUCAAUUUGAGCUGCUGACUGAUCCCAGACUGCUGGACAUAAUGGACACUGUUACUGCACAGGUAGCGUCAGUGUGGAAUGGUACGCUGGUCUCUCUGCUGCGCUCCCUCUCUGCUCUGGGUGUUCCUCCUACAGCUGCAGUACAACGCUCCAUCCAGACAGAGGUGCUGUGGCGCGUACGCAGACUCUCCUACAAACAGCUGGCUUUCCUGGCAGAUUGGGGAGCAGGGCGGAAGGGUCAGAUGGAGGUGGCGCUGGUGAGCGCAGCGCUGAAACAGCUGGAGCUCCGCUGGACUGAGAUCGCUGACACCAGAACAGUCAGUAUCCUGAUGGCUAGGGCUGGACACCUCAGUCCUGGGCUGAUGGACAGACUGGAGGAUAAGGCGUUAGAGCUAGCUGAAGGGUUUGGGGCAGAGGAUAUCCGCAGGGUGUGUGUGUCUCUGGCGUCUCAGGGACGCCGGUCAGUGCCUCUGCUCAGAGCUCUGUCCUACCACCUCCUACAGAAACCCUCAACAGACCUUACCACACCACUACUGUUGGACCUCGCCUACGCAUAUGGGAAGUUGAAUUUCCACCACUCCCAGGUCUUCCAGCGAUUGGCAGCCGAGUUGUUACCCAGGAUGCCAGAGAUUAGUUCUGCCGAUGUCACUCGCUGCGCCAAAUCACUAGCCUUCCUCAAGUGGCUCCAUUUCCCAUUAUUUGAGGCAUUCGCUGAGCACUACAGCGUGAACAGUCAGAAGUACAGCACACUGCAGCUCUGUAACCUGCUCAUGUCAUUGGCCAGGCUCAACUUCCAGCCCAGCAAGGGGGAGGAGUUCUACAAGAAGGUCCACUCUGCCCUGGAGGGCGUUCUCCCCAGCCUGGAGGCGUUCCUGCAGACAGACGUGGUGUGGUCUCUGUGUGUGUUACAGCAGGCCAAGACCCAGCACAUUACAGCCCUCACUCAACACACACAUGUUGCCAAACUCUCAGAAGGCAGUCUGUCUCGAGUGGAGAACUAUCGCCUGAAGCUCCUCCACAUCAUUGCUACCCUCCAGUUAGAACACCCAGAGUCUCCGUCCUCCACCCUGCCUACAGAGGCCAUGUUGCUUCCCUCUACCCUAGGCCGGGGCUCCCCUCUCUCCCCUCUACAGACUGGGCUGAAGGGGGCCCUGGAUAAUCUGGUGGGGGGGAAAGCAGAGGCCCUACGUACUGGGGUCAACACUAUAUACGGCUGGACCAUAGAUGGCGAGCUGGUGGUGGACAGUGAGAAUAAGCCAAUGGACCUGGUGACCCUGACGGCCCCUCACCUGCCUGGAGGAGGUGGAGCCAAGCCCUUACCUGAGGGGGCACGCAGAUUAGCGUUCCUGACCUGGGAGUUUCCUAACUAUGGCUCCAGGAGUAAAGAUCUGCUGGGACGAUUCACCAUGAUGAGACGGCACCUCCAACUGGCUGGUUUUAUCCUUGUAGAGGUGCCAUACUAUGAGUGGCUGGAGCUGAAGUCUGAUUGGCAGAAAGGGGCGUAUGUGAAGGAUAAGAUGGGGAAGGCCAUUGCUGAGGAAAUUGCGAAGUGAACUGGGCCAAACAGCCGAAGUUUAGAACUGAACCAGACUCAACUGGACUGGAAAGAGGAGAGUCAGGAUGCCAAGGACAGCUCACCAGAACCACUCUGGUCUCAAACAACUCUGAACAACAACCACACACACACACACACACACACUAAUCAACCCACUCUAAAACAAGCCGCUUGGUGGAAAAUCUCUUUGUCGUUUUAUCUUUGGUUGCCUUGCCAAUGCGUGGGGCUUUCCUUGUCACCAUGGAGACGUCCCCUGAGAGUUCUGUAUGCUGAAGAGAGCAACAGAGAAGGAGAAAGACCUCUGUUGCUAAGGAUAUGUGUCCCUAAGUGACACUCAGUCAAAGAGAAUGGAGAGCAGCAUCAUAGAAUUAAUGCCCCGAUGAAUGUUAAAAGCUGUGUGUCACGUGUGAAUAGAUUGGUCUAAUUAAAUUAUCAAUAUGAGCUUUGUUGAGUAAUGUUAUGAUUGAAUAAACUAUUUUAUGCUUUAAUUUCGA